Molecule: messenger RNA, 1786 nt
Organism: Diospyros lotus (date-plum)
Lineage: Eukaryota; Viridiplantae; Streptophyta; Magnoliopsida; Ericales; Ebenaceae
Product: phenylalanine--tRNA ligase alpha subunit, cytoplasmic
Exons: 18
Coding region: 76-1542 (488 amino acids)
Biological process (GO): phenylalanyl-tRNA aminoacylation
Cellular component (GO): cytosol; phenylalanine-tRNA ligase complex; cytoplasm
Molecular function (GO): ATP binding; phenylalanine-tRNA ligase activity; tRNA binding
Source: RefSeq, a predicted model, not a curated record
AUCGGCCAUCGGUGCCUGGUUUGGCAGCACAAAACCCUAGUUUGCAGCACAGAAAGAGAGGAGAGAGAGAGAGAGAUGGCCGAGGAAGCCGUACUGGGCUUCCUGGAGAAGCACGGAGAGAUCUCAGACUCAGGCGAGUUCGCUUCCGAACGGGGAAUCGAUCACCAAGAACUCACUAACAUCAUCAAGAGCCUUCAUGGUUUUAGACUCGUCGAUGCUCAGGACAUCAAGAGGGAGAGAUGGGUACUUACUGAGGAAGGGAAAACAUACGCUGCUGCAGGAUCACCAGAAGUGCUGGUUUUCUUGGCCAUACCGCCUGAGGGCAUCUCACCCGUAGAAUUGCAGAGCAAAAUAGACCCUUCAGUUUUCAAAAUAGGCCGCUCACAAGCAAUAAAGAACCAAUGGGUGGAGAUGGGAAAGCAACUAGUUACUAGAAAGGUUUCAAAUGUACAAGACAAAGUUCAGGAUUUACUUAUACGGGUACAAAACGAGCAGGGCAUUGAUCCAAAAGAAAUUGAUGCUCUCAAACGACGAAAGCUCAUUGUUCCCCAGACUUGGAAGGGCUACUCAGUAAGGAAAGGUCCUAAUUAUGCUCCAAAAAGGAAAAAAUUUGCCACUGAUUUGACUCGAGAUAAUCUGCAAAGGGGAGAUUGGAAGGAUCUGGAAUUUAAAGAAUAUAACUUCAGUGCUAAAGGUCAGCCAAUUGAAGGUGGUCAUCUCCAUCCAUUGCUCAAGGUGCGACAACAAUUCAAGAUGAUUUUUCUUCAAAUGGGAUUUGAGGAAAUGCCCACAAACAACUUUGUUGAAAGCAGCUUCUGGAAUUUUGAUGCAUUGUUCCAGCCACAACAACACCCAGCUCGUGAUUCUCAUGAUACAUUCUUCCUGCAAGUCCCUUCCAUGACAAAGACUCUACCUGAAGAUUAUGUUGAGAAGGUGAAGCGUAUCCAUGAGUCUGGUGGCUAUGGGUCCAGGGGUCAUGAAUACGAUUGGAAAAGGGAGGAAGCAAACAAAAACCUUUUGCGAACUCAUACAACUGCUGUUUCUUCGAGGAUGCUCUACAUGCUUGCACAGAAUGGUUUUGCACCCAAAAAGUACUUCUCCAUAGAUCGUGUAUUCAGAAAUGAAGCUGUGGAUCGAACUCACCUUGCAGAGUUCCACCAAAUAGAAGGGCUCGUAUGUGAUCGAGGUCUUACUCUUGGUGACUUGAUUGGAGUUUUCUAUGACUUUUUUACUCGUCUUGGUAUGUCAAAGUUGAAAUUCAAGCCUGCUUACAAUCCAUACACUGAACCCAGCAUGGAAAUUUUUGGUUAUCAUGAAGGCCUAAAGAAAUGGGUGGAAAUUGGAAAUUCUGGCAUGUUUAGACCUGAGAUGCUGCUUCCCAUGGGACUCCCAGAAGAUGUCCGGGUUAUUGCAUGGGGCCUUUCCCUCGAAAGACCGACCAUGAUACUCUAUGGGAUCGAUAAUAUCCGGGAUCUUUUUGGUCACAAGGUUGACCUUGGCCUCAUCAAGAAAAACCCUCUAUGUCGACUAGGCAUAGAGUAGUAUCCAAAAUGUUUCUUUCCCUUGUUCACAUUGUAAGUGCUUUUGCUUUUGCCCCUUUGUGGAAAUGAAUUACAAAUUGACACCCCUGUUAGGUGACUAAUGCAAGGGAACACCAUUUUUUUAAAACAAGGCAUUGGCUCUUGUAUCUAGACGAUCAAAUGUCCAGAUUAGAUUGAUAUCUACCUUCUGGGUUUUACUUGACGAACAGUCUACAAUGGUCCUAUGAAAAAGAUGGUUCACUUUA